This is a messenger RNA of Scatophagus argus, 2821 nucleotides long. It is a transcript of the gene pde6d, whose product is annotated as phosphodiesterase 6D, cGMP-specific, rod, delta. The record is from RefSeq and is a predicted model, not a curated record. Gene Ontology annotation, biological process: sensory perception of light stimulus. Gene Ontology annotation, cellular component: cytoplasm. NCBI's taxonomy places the organism in Eukaryota, Metazoa, Chordata, Actinopteri, Scatophagidae. The transcript has 5 exons. Bases 449 to 901 code for a protein of 150 amino acids.
UGAGAAAAGCAGUGGUACAUAUACCAACUAUGCCUUCGCGGCCACAGACGUAGCUUCCAUCGUUUUUUUUAAUCUUUUAAGUUGCCGACAUAAGUAUCAAAGCCAAUCAGACUUCAGGGUGUGCGCUGUUGCCCCUGGUGACGCGUCUCUAUCCAGUUUAGUCCCACUCGUGCGUUCUCAUUCUCGUUCGGUGAUUGGCUGUUAGGAAUUAUCUCGUGCUUUUUACUGGCUAAGCGAGUUGUCUGUUAUUUAGCCUGGUAUAUUAAGCUGAUUGCAUUAUCGGAUCAGAUGUAACCUGUAGUCUAACAAAAUAGAGUUAAGUACACAUAGUUUAUGUUUUUUUUAAACAACCAUUAGCUGGAAGUAUAGUUGGCUAACAUCAGCAGCAACUACGAUAUUCUACACAUCCUGGGUUUUCCGCAAGGACCGAAAAUAGACGAUUUCUGAAAUGUCUUCAGACGAAGACAGGGCCAAAGAAAUCAUGAAGGGCUUCAAACUAAACUGGAUGAAUCUUCGAGAUGCAGAGACGGGCAAAGUGCUAUGGCAGGGAACUGAGGACCUCUCUGUACCAGGAGUAGAACAUGAAGCUCGUGUCCCAAAGAAGAUCCUGAAGUGCAAAGCAGUGUCCAGAGAACUGAACUUUUCCUCCUCAGAAAAACUGGAGAAAUUCAGGUUGGAGCAGAAAGUUUUCUUCAAAGGACAGUGUCUAGAAGAAUGGUUCUUUGAGUUUGGUUUUGUUAUCCCGAACUCCACCAACACGUGGCAGUCUCUGAUUGAAGCAGCCCCCGAGUCCCAGAUGAUGCCAGCCAAUGUUCUAACUGGUAAUGUGAUCAUAGAGACCAAGUUCUACGAUGAUGAUCUCCAUGUCAGUACCUCCAGGGUUCGGCUAUUCUACGUCUGACCUCUGACAUCUUACUCUACCUUCCAAUAUGCUGAGGUCCUGCCAAGGUCUAUAAAUUACCAAGAUACAAUUUGCACCAGUAAACAGCUCAUUGCUGACUUGGGAUCAACACAUCUGAGUAAAACUCAGCUGUGGUCCCAUUGUCAGUGAAGUGAUCUUUGUGUUUGGUUGUUCUCUUGUUUUAUGUCUACCUGAAAACUUCUUCUAGACCUUGAGAGAAGAGGGAAGAGGAUAGAGUCCUAAGAUCAUCUCUCUUUGGAUUUGCCCCUCCAGACUGUUCUACUGUAAAUACUUUAUCGCCGAUCUCAAGUCAGCCAGGGAGCCACAAAUCGUGCUUUUUUAAAUUUUCUCACUCCCAGGUUGCAUUUACUCAGGAACAGAACAGCAGGCUUGUGACCUGUUUGAUCUGAUCUUCUUUCCGUCGGAACAUGGAAACACUGCUCUCCCUGUGCCGUCUGUUUAAACGCAUCAAUGUCGGGGCAAGAUGCAGCUCAGUGUGUCUCCUGAGCUAUGUUCAAAAGAUCUUCAUCAUAAAACACUGGAAAUAUUUUCCUCCCGCUAUGUCCCAUCCUGGAGAGGCGAUCUCUUGUCAAGUCUAUAUUUACCUUAUCAUCAUGGGUAAACAAGGCUGUUCAAAGACCCAAUGAAAUGCAGCCUGCUUUUAUAUAAAUCUGAAGAACAUAGCAGGUAUAUUGUUUGUAGUCCUCUAUAUCCCAAAAAGUUUUUGUCUACUUCUAUUAUCAGAGAAAAGGGAACUAUACAGAUAUUCCGAAUAUAUUAAGACGUAUUUAUUUUGUCAACCAACAUCUCAACUCUGAAAUUUUCACCUUUAUGAGUUAAUGAGGACACUAUUAAUGGUGGUCUCUGUGAGGCCAAGUAGUGGAACUGCUGACAUAGCUUUGUUCUUUCCAUGUUUGCAGGUAGCCUCUGAAGUGGGACACAAAAAUCAGAAAAAGUUUAGUUGGUAGAAACUCACUACGAUAGCAUGUGUAGAACUGUGGUUUUCAGUGUAAUAUGAUGCAGGACCUAACAUCUCUUUGUAUUCCAAAAGCCAGUGGUUUAAGUGGAUUGUCUCUGUAAAUUGUUUGGAGUGAAAAUCUGCACACUUUUGUUAUGAUGUUUGAAACACACUGUUUGAAGGACUGUGAGCAGAAAAUAUGACAGGGUUUUGUUACAUUUAUUAUUGUGUUUGUACUUGACUUUCAGAGAUGUAUUUACAUUCAAAAUAUUUCAACUAAAUCAUCAACAUGUGUAGACUGAGACAUGCAUUAUUUAUUCUCACUAGUUCGCCUGCUUAAUAUUUUAUCCCUGCUACACCCACAUGUUAACUGCUGUUUAAGUUUUUAACAUAGGGAACACAAAGGAGGCAGAAGCGCCAUAAUAGGUACAUUUGCAUGCAAGCUGUAAUCUGGCUGUUACAUUAAAAGUUCCAUUUCUCCUUGCAGGCCAUCUCUAAUCACAGACAGCUGAUCUUUAUAUUAACUUCUUGAUUUUCUAAUAUACAGUUUUUUUGUAUGUUCCUGGAUAAGUGGGGCAUUCUUUUGCAACAAUGAAGUUAUAAGUACCUUUGGCUUGUAUGAUAACCUUCUUCUGCUUCUUCCUUGUUAGCAGCCUGUGUGUGUGUGUUUGUGUGUGUAUCUAUCUGUCUGUAUCUCUCUGUUUAGACACAGCUGGACAAUGUGGAAUAAGUAUGUAAAAACACAAUCCCGCCAGGGUGUGCUCUGUGUGAACAGCGUGAUUGAUUAACAUGGACGCUGAAAGGAAGUAGGCAGUGCUUCCGCCUCCAGUGUGUCCCCACAGUUCUGCUCUGUACAGUUUGACUGUUUUUCUUAAACUUUGAUUCUCAAUUCACUGCAUUUAUGUCAGUUUUUUCAUAGUUGUUAAAUCAGCUGUGUAAAAUAAACGUGUGUUUCAUUUUGA